AUGGCUCCCUCCCCCAUCGUCCUCGCCGCCGCCUGCGUCGCGCUCCCCGUCUUCUGGGUCUUCCACACUCGCUCGCCGCUCCCCGCGCUCCCCUACCGCCUCCCCUGGAUCGGCAACCUCCUCCAGCUCAUCCCCUGGCGCAACAACGUCGUCGGCUGGCUAGAGCACAUCCAGGAGCAGUACGGCGAGAUCUGCGAGCUCUAUCUCCCACUGUGGGGCAGAAUCCUGGUCAUCGGCCACCCGGCGUGGCUGCAACAUGUGAAGCAGGGCGACACGGAUAGGUACAGCCGGGGGCCUAUCGCGAUUGGCGUGUUCAAGGAGUUUCCUGGGCCGAAGACGCCUGUUGCGAGUGAGGGGGCGGAGUGGAGGAAGGCGAGGAAGGUCAUGGCGCCUAUCUUCUCGGUCAAGUCGUUCACCAAUCACAUCAGUCAUUCGAUGCGCGACAUCUCAUCGGUGACCCGCCAGUUAUUGGACAACGUCGCUAAGCAGGACGGCCUUGUCGAUUGGAAUGAUCUCUGUGGCAAGAUCGCCCUUGAGAUCUUUUGCAUGUCAUGCCUUAGCAUCAAGACGAACAAGCUGCGCACCGACCCGGAAUGUCUGAAGGAGGACGACUACCUCCGUGACUGCUUGAUUGCGGUCAGCCAGACGUCGGUGAAGCGCCUCUUCAACCCCUUUUACAAGUGGACGGAGCUGCUCUCCGGCGAAGGCCGCAAAUUCGAGACGUCCCGUGCCCAUAUUCGUGCCCUCGUCGACGACGUCGUCGCCAAGCGGCGCUCCUCAGAAGACACCGACGGCGUCACCCACGGCGACUACCUCUCGCAGAUCAUCAACGACCCCGAGUACGACAACGCGGAGCUCCUGCGCAACACGCUCGUCGUGCUCCUUUUCGCUAGCGGUGACAACACGCGCAACAGCCUGACGUGGUCGAUGCAUGCGCUGCUGCAGCACCCGGAGUGGAUGGAGAAGAUGCGGGAGGAGGCAGUGAGGAAUGGGCAGCUGUCGGCGGAUUUGAUGAUUGAGUAUGCACAUCUGAAUCGCUUCCCUAUUGCUAUGGCAGUCUUCUACGAGACUGUGCGUCUGUGGCCUGGCCUGCCGAAGAAUGCCCGCCUUGCUGUCAACGACGAUGUCCUGCCUGCGAUUCCGGAGCACGAUUUGCCCGCUGUCAAGGUCAACAAGGGCGACUAUGUUCUCUGGUCUGACUUUGUCAUGAUGCGCAACCCCAAGGUCUGGGGCCCUAACGCCGAUGUCUUUGACCCCUCGCGCCACCUCAAGGAUGGUGUCUUCUACAAGCCUGGUCAGCCCGACUUCAAUGGCUUCGGAUCAGGCCCGCGCCUCUGCCCGGCCGCGCAGCUCGCAGCCUAUGAGUUUGUCGCGACGUGGGCGAGCCUUCUGCCUCACUUCAACUUCGAGGCGGCGUACAAGGAGGAACCGAAGAGGGACGAGGCUUUCACCAUGUCGGUUGCUGGCCAGCUUCCGGUGAAGAUUAGCGCGAGGGAUGCUGCUGUGUUCAACUAG
Schizophyllum commune H4-8 is the source of this 1515-nucleotide messenger RNA. RefSeq names its product cytochrome P450. NCBI's taxonomy places the organism in Eukaryota, Fungi, Basidiomycota, Agaricomycetes, Agaricales, Schizophyllaceae. The transcript is spliced from 9 exons. Gene Ontology annotation, molecular function: oxidoreductase activity, acting on paired donors, with incorporation or reduction of molecular oxygen; heme binding; monooxygenase activity. The record is from RefSeq and is a predicted model, not a curated record. Bases 1 to 1515 code for a protein of 504 amino acids.